AUGGACUAUGAAUAUGAGUUAAUCGAAGUGGAAGGAAAACACAAUUGCAGUUAUUUAGGAACAGACUAUGUGAUAGGAAAGAUGUUUCUGAUUGGCCUAUUCGCCACGUUGAUCGCCGUCACUUCCAUCAUUUUCAACACAUUCUACACUAUCGUGUUUAUUCGGAAUCCCUCAUUAAGACGUAGCGGUGUGUUCUACUUUGGCGUCAUCGCAGUCAUCGACAUCAUCAUGGGCAUCAAUUAUUUGGCUCUCAUGGUUGUUCCAGUCUACAUGGAUUAUUAUCACUACCUCCCACUUUGGCACAUGUUCGUCUCUUACGUUCGGAUAGUCAUGACUGAAUCCAGCUGCGCCAUGUUCGCUUCAAUGCUCAUGAUCGUGUUGGCAACAACGGAAAGAUUUUUGAAGACGUUCGACGGAAAAACGAUAUCUGUAUCUAGAAAGUUCUUGGAGAGGAAUCGAUACGGCGUCAGCGCAUUAUGUAUUCUCCUGGCAUGUGCCUACAAAUAUGUUACUUAUUUUGAAUUAGACGUCGAACGGUAUCCAGAAUGUCCCGAUUUUGAAGAAUACGAAAUCGCUGCGGGACCAUACGCUAAAGAUAAGAAUUAUCGUUUCUAUUUCAUGUUCCUUCUUCGUAACACACUUGACAGAAUUCUCCCGUUUUUGGUUCUUCUCACAAUGAACAUAUUGAUUGUGAAGGCGGUGAAGGAAGACGAAAGACUGAAACUACAAAAGGAGUCAGUUGUGAGUAAUGGGAAAACGGUGAACUUGAAAUCGCACCGAAGGAAUGUAAAGGACGCGACCAGGGCAUUGAUCAGUCUUGUCUCCAUUUAUCUCUUGUCGCAAUCUCUUCAGGUAUUUCUGACUGUCUGGGAGACUAUUAACCGGUCAAGUCUGGAAGAUGGAUUCCCUGUCAUGUACUCUUAUCUCAAUGACAUUGUUUCGAUUUUCACACUGCUGGCAAGUUGCCUCCGCUUCCCCAUCUACUUUUGCUGUAACCGUCUCAUCCACACUGCCUCCAUCGAUACUCUCCACGGAAUGAGAAUCACUUGUUUCAUGGGAAGUUCCAAGAAACCACAGGAGUACUCGCCAAUUCACGGUAUUCCCAACUCUUUGGAAUGUGGUGGAGCUAUUGAUGGUGGAUCGAAGACGUCGUUGAGCUCUCCUGAAAGCAUUUCCAAACCGUCGGCAGUGUACGAUGAGAAGCUUCAGGAAUGGAGAUUAUGA
Molecule: messenger RNA, 1224 nt
Organism: Caenorhabditis briggsae
Lineage: Eukaryota; Metazoa; Nematoda; Chromadorea; Rhabditida; Rhabditidae
Exons: 7
Coding region: 1-1224 (407 amino acids)
Biological process (GO): G protein-coupled receptor signaling pathway
Cellular component (GO): membrane
Molecular function (GO): G protein-coupled receptor activity
Source: RefSeq, a predicted model, not a curated record